Molecule: messenger RNA, 1585 nt
Organism: Cuscuta europaea
Lineage: Eukaryota; Viridiplantae; Streptophyta; Magnoliopsida; Solanales; Convolvulaceae
Source: the annotation of a GenBank genome assembly
CCCAUUUGCAUCAUAACACACUACCUUAUGCCCCUAUAAAUACUCACACAAUGGGUUGAACAUCAUCACCACAAACACCACAACCAAGCUAUACAAAUUCAAAUUAUUGGCAGGUUCAUCAACACAAAUAGGGAUGUAGUCUUUGAUCAAGGACAUUGAUCACACCAAAUCCACUUGAGCUCUGAAGGUUAGGGUAGUGAGAUCUUACAAGGUUCCUCCUCAUUCUAAGGGAGUGGAGACGAUGGAGAUGGUGUUGCAUGAUGAUCAGGGAGACCAGAUUCACGCAAUAAUAAAGAGACCACAACUGGAUUCUUACAUGUCUAUGAUAGAGAAACAUAAAAUCUAUGCUCUGAGGCAUUUUUUUGGUUCUUGACAAUUACCAAACAGUUAAGACCACAACCCAUCCCUACCUGAUACAGUUUAUCAGCAAAACACGGUUCAGGGAAGAUACUAGGACCGAAUUGCCAAUGUUGGUUUAUGACUUCCAACCUUUUGAAAUGCUUCAUGCUCAAAUAGUCAUUAAUAACAAAAAUCUUAUUGAUGUCAUAUGGAAGGUCAUAAGUAAAAGCAUUGUUCAAACCCACAUCAUAAAUGGUAAAACUGAAAGGCUGGUGGAGCUAACCUUCACAGACCCUAAAGGUAACAGACUUGGAUGUGUCCUAUGGAACAAACACAAAACCCAGUAUAUGGAUUACGUAAAUCAGAAUGUUGGUGUACCUUUUUUUUGUAAUAUUUCAGCUCUGCAUGCCCAAGAGAUACCAAGGUACCCUAUAUGUGUCAUCUUCGUUUGAUGUGUCGAAACUGAUCAUCAAUGGCAACUCAUCCAAGUUUGUUGAAUUCCAAAGCGAGUACAAGGUCAGCGUCUGCAUCUUGGGCCAAACUGAUCAUGCAACUUUUAUUUUAUGGGAUCCGGAAUGUAUUGAAAUUUUGGGGGAAGCAUGUGGAGGCCAAAUGUCUGAGGUCGAAAAGAAAAUAGGGGACCCAACCCGAUUUGCGGAAGAUAUAGAAAGCUUGAUUGACCAAAAGGGACUAUUCAAAACUCAAUUAAAGAAGAGGGCUGAAGAUAAUACCUACAGGGGCACACAGUCAUUUGGUGUGGUGACCUUGAUAUGAGACGCCACAGUUCUAGCAUUGUACGGAAUUGAGAAGGAACAACUCUCAUUGGAUGACACUACUACAGAGACGGUAUUUUUACAAGAGUUUUGGCCUUUGUACAAAAUGGCAAACUAUACUAAACGUUGGACUAUAUAUUCAACUUUUAGAUUGGGUCGACUUUGAACAAUGGUGACAAUUCUAGUGAUGGAGUAUAUGGACCCCGAUCCCCCGGCCUGCCAACUAUUGGACCUGGACAACGAUUCACGUACACCAGCAGACAACAUUUAUAUUACUGUAUAGUUUACAGAUUCAUUGUAUGUACUAGAUUAACUUUUUAUAUUAUUAGUCCAUUUAUGUCACCGAGUCUGUUGGGCCCAUAUUAGAGGCUCAGACCCGAAUUUCCCUAUAUAUACUCCUUAUAGGAGGCUUGUAAACCCUAACUCUCAACUCAUAAUUCAUUCGCAAUACACAUACAUCUCUUUCUCCUUCU